Molecule: messenger RNA, 1035 nt
Organism: Pungitius pungitius (ninespine stickleback)
Lineage: Eukaryota; Metazoa; Chordata; Actinopteri; Perciformes; Gasterosteidae
Gene: gsta.1
Product: glutathione S-transferase, alpha tandem duplicate 1
Exons: 7
Coding region: 175-852 (225 amino acids)
Biological process (GO): glutathione metabolic process
Molecular function (GO): glutathione transferase activity
Source: RefSeq, a predicted model, not a curated record
CAAUCAUGGUGGUCAACAUUUUUUUCCACACCUUUAUCAUUCGCACAAAUCUCCGAGAAAACAACAUUAUAUAAGGACUUAUCUUAAUGUGUGACCGCGUUCCUCUCUGGCUCCUUCCCCACAGCGCGGCACGUCAACACGCAGUUUAACUUGACACUUGCAAUACUGUAAGCCAUGGCUGGAAAGGUUGUGCUGCACUACUUCAAUGGCAGAGGGAAAAUGGAGUCGAUCCGAUGGCUUUUGACUGUUGCAGAAGUUGAGUUUGAUGAGGUCUUUCUGACAACUCGUGAGCAGUAUGAAAAACUCCUUAGUGAUGGAGCGCUCAUGUUUCAACAAGUCCCUUUAGUGGAGAUUGAUGGCAUGAAGCUCAUUCAGACAAAAGCAAUCUUGAAUUACAUCGCAGAGAAGUACAAUCUUCAUGGGAAAGACCUCAAAGACCGGGUCAUGGUCAACAUGUAUUCGGAGGGAGUGAUGGAUCUCAUGGAAAUGAUCAUGAUGUUGCCCUUCAGUAAGGAUAAAAAUGCACAACUGGAGCUCAUUAAAACUAAAGCAAAAAGCCGCUACCUUCCUGUGUUCGACAAGGCACUAUCUGGGCCCAUUUACCUGGUGGGAGGUAAACUAAGCUGUGCAGAUGUGCAGCUGCUUGAAUGCACCCUGAUGUUGGAGGAGAAAUUUCCUGAAAUCCUCGCCGAGUUUGGAAACGUGAAGUCUUUCCAGGGCAGGAUGACCAGGAUUCCUGCCAUCAGCAGGUUCCUGCAGCCAGGCAGUAAGAGGAAGCCGCAGCCAGAUGAAACCUAUGUGAAGACCAUCAUGGAGGUCUUCCAAAUCACGGCGCCUCUCGCUGGGAAAUGAGUAAUUAUGCAGGGCACAGUGUGAACAACGACAUAUGGAAUAUGGAAUUACUUGCUGGUAUAUGUUGAUAAUACUAAUAAACCAUCCAUUUCAAAUUGAAUUAGCUGGAAUCCACGUCAUCAUAUUAUCUUGAGUGAUGUAUGUGAUCUUUACUUAAUAAAUGCAUCAAAGUCAUUUAAUAAA